GUUGUUUUACAUUGAUAACACGUGUUGAUUACACGUGUGCGGAGUGCCUUUCGAGAGAUUCAAGUCGUGCUUAAACAAUUGCCGAAAUGCUUGCUGAAACAUCAAAUCAAAUGAAAGCGCUUGCGCUUAAAUUGUUUGAAAUAAAUGCGUUUAAAUUUGGCGACUUUAAAAUGAAGGUCGGCAUUAAUUCGCCGGUUUACUUUGAUUUGCGUGUAAUUGUGAGCUAUCCAGAUGUUAUGCAAACAGUAUCUGAUCUGCUGGUGGAACAUAUCAAGAGCCAAGAACUGAACUCCAAACAUGUUUGCGGCGUGCCGUACACAGCGCUGCCGCUGGCCACCAUUGUGUCGCUGCAGCAGUCAACGCCUAUGUUGGUGCGCCGCAAGGAGGCCAAAGCGUAUGGCACAAAGAAACUGAUUGAGGGCAUCUUCAAUGCCGGCGACACCUGUUUGAUUGUUGAGGAUGUAGUAACGUCGGGCUCCAGCAUCUUGGAUACUGUGCGCGACUUGCAGAGCGAGGGCAUUGUGGUGACCGAUGCUGUUGUUGUGGUUGAUCGCGAACAGGGCGGUGCCGCCAACAUUGCCAAGCAUGGAGUACGCAUGCAUUCGCUCUUUACGCUAUCUUUUCUGCUCAACACGCUGCGUGAAGCGGGACGCAUUGAGAAGUCGACGGUGGAUGCGGUGGCCAAGUAUAUUGCCUCGGCGCAGAUAAACAGUGAUGGCUCAUUUGUAGGCGGCGAUAAGGCUAAUUUAGAUGGGGCUAAUGACCUUGUGCGUACCAGGCUGACAUAUGAGACACGCGCCAAUUUGGCCAAAAGUCCAUUGGCUAAGCGACUGUUCAAUCUAAUGGCUAACAAGCAAACGAACCUUUGUCUGGCCGCUGAUCUGACCAAGGCUGCUGAUAUUUUGGAUAUGGCAGAAAAGUGUGGACCUUAUAUUUGUUUGCUCAAGACGCAUGUGGAUAUUGUGGAGGACUUUAGCGAUAGCUUUAUCAGCAGCCUACAAACGCUGGCCAAACAACACAAUUUUGUGCUAAUGGAGGAUCGUAAAUUUGCGGACAUUGGCAAUACAGUGUCGCUGCAGUAUAGCAAGGGUAUUUAUAAAAUAUCCAGCUGGGCGGAUUUGGUAACAGCGCAUACGCUGCCCGGACGCAGCAUAGUGCAGGGACUCAAGGCAGCGCUGGAGGGCGAGGAGCGUGGCGUUUUUCUCUUGGCCGAAAUGUCUUCCAGUGGCAAUCUCAUUGAUGACAAAUACAAGGAGACCAGCGUGAAAAUUGCCACCGAGGGCGGCGAUGUGGACUUUGUGGCUGGCGUUGUAUGUCAGUCAUCCAACUGUUUUGCCUUUCCUGGUCUCAUACAGUUGACGCCGGGCGUCAAGAUUAACGAGAAUGUCGAUAAGCUGGGACAACAGUACCAGACUCCCGAGCAUGUUGUCAAGCAGCUUGGCGCUGAUAUCGCAGUCGUUGGCCGUGGCAUUCUGCAGGCUUCCAACCCGCAGCAAGCGGCAAUAAAUUACCGUGAUCGUCUUUGGGCCGCCUAUACAGAGCGUGUGGCCAAGUAGAUACCAAUGUAUUUCCUAUUAACAUUAAGUCUCGGGUUUGGAUACAAGUUAAGAAGCACAAAAGACAACAGGAUUUGACGAAGUUAAAUAUUUUAGUACUAAAGCUUUUUUAAUAUAAUAUUGCAACUUAUUUGUCACAAAAGCCAAACUUACUUUUUGAAAGUAACAGUACAAUUAUAAUUUCUAAAGUUGAAAUAGCGUUCAUAUAAGUUAUUAGCAUAUCAAACUAAUUUC
Drosophila busckii is the source of this 1790-nucleotide messenger RNA. RefSeq names its product uridine 5'-monophosphate synthase (gene r-l). The record is from RefSeq and is a predicted model, not a curated record. Gene Ontology annotation, molecular function: orotidine-5'-phosphate decarboxylase activity; orotate phosphoribosyltransferase activity. The transcript is spliced from 3 exons. Gene Ontology annotation, biological process: 'de novo' pyrimidine nucleobase biosynthetic process; 'de novo' UMP biosynthetic process. NCBI's taxonomy places the organism in Eukaryota, Metazoa, Arthropoda, Insecta, Diptera, Drosophilidae. The coding region runs from base 87 to 1556 and encodes 489 amino acids.